Molecule: messenger RNA, 5925 nt
Organism: Oppiella nova
Lineage: Eukaryota; Metazoa; Arthropoda; Arachnida; Sarcoptiformes; Oppiidae
Source: the annotation of a GenBank genome assembly
CUCUAUGUUUUUCAUUGCAUUCACUGUUUUUGUAUUGCAUUUCAAUGCGAACUCUUUGUCCGAUUCAGUGACCCAUUGAUCUCUCGCCGCAGAUAAUCGCCGACCCGUUGGUCACCCGAAGGCAUGUCUGCCCGCAGGAGAGGCCGCUCUCAGGACAGCGCCAGCGACUGGAGUAUCGGAUCCCAUGACCACAAAGACACGAAAAUAGGCGACAAACUCGCGGAUAGGAGUCAUCACUCCGAGAAUGAAGCCUUCCUCCAGUCAUUUGAAAAACCGACACAAAUAUACCGAUACUUAAGAACUCGUCACUUGGUUUCCCCCAUAUUUCUGAACCGAAACCUGUAUUAUAUGAAACACCGACUGAACCGAAGUCGUGGUAAACGGCGCCGCGAUUUCAGUGUCGAUAUCGGGUCUGAAGAUUACUCGGCGGUAACGGUGGAGACAUCGCUGCUGAAGAUGGGUCACCAGAAGCGCAAAGACGUGUUGGCGCCUGUCUAUCAAUAUUUAGUCGGCUCGUGUGACAUACAGGCGGACGGCGACGACGAGGUGGACAUCUGUCAGACCGUCUAUAAGAGCGAAUUGUGUGAGCAAUCAAACGCUCAGAUCGUGAAGCAGUGGUCGUACUCCUUGCUGUUCAUCGUCUCCUUUCACGCGCCGCAACUGAACGGCAAUUGUGUUGAAAGUGAUAAACAGGAGAACGACAUGUCUUUGAUGAACGACAAUACCAUCAACUGUUUGGCCAAAAGGCGCCGUUUGGACGACGCGGCGAACGUCUCCUACUUCAAGACGGAACUCGUGAUAUACGACAAACACCAGAACUGUCACCUGACGGACGGCGAGUACACGGCUGUCCUGCAGCCCUGCGCGCCCCCCAAAGCCAACAAGUUUGGCAAAUACGGAAAAUACUCGAAAUGGCAGGAAAUCAGCGCCGAAGAUGUGGACAGCCUGUCGCUCGAGGACCCGAACAAACAGUACGGCUCGAUGGAGGUGUUCCGCAAGGGUCCGGUGCUUAAGUUCAAGCUGUCGUGGAGUUCCAAUCAGCCCUCCGUCAGUAUUAAUGGUCUCAACCACUGCCUGUCCAACAAUAAUGAGAACGACUCGGGCAUCGGAAACAACAUGAGCGACAACUCCAGCAAUCAGUCAUACAAUGGCUGCCUCUCAUCCACCGGCGGUUCCCUCAAACACCAGGGCAACGGUCUGUCGCCGCCGGCGCCCAAGAAGUCGUUUCGAGUCAUCUACCAGUUCUUGUUCAACAACAACACCCGCCAACAGACCAAACCCCAGAACGACCUGUGCUGCCCCUGGUGUUCACUCAACUGCCAACUACUCUAUUCACUCAUAAAGCAUCUCAAGUUAUGUCACUCGCGGUUUGUAUUCAAUUACGUGCCGGACAUCAAAUGCGCGCGAAUUGACGUCGCGAUCAACGAGUGCUACGACGGCUCGUACGCCGGCAACCCUCUCGACCUCUCCGUCAACACCGGGUUCGCCUUCAGCCGCAACGGACCCGUCCGUCGCAAUCCCGUCACUCACGUGAUUGUCUGUCACCCGAAACGCUAUCCGCAUUGUCUCAGCGAAUUCGAUGAGCCCGACGACGAGGAUGGCACUAACGGCCGGACGUACAUCUCGGGCCACAAUCGACUCUAUUAUCACACGGACUCGUGUCUACCCAUUAGACCACAAGAGAUGGAUUACGACAGCGAAGCCGAAAACGAUCCCAAAUGGAUGAAAGAGAAGACACAAAUGAUGAUCGAUGAGUUCACAGACGUUAAUGAAGGGGAGAAGGAAGUGAUGAAAAUGUGGAAUUUGCAUAUCAUGUCCAAUGGGUUUGUGGGCGACUGUCAAAUCCAAUUGGCGUGCACUAUGUUUGUGGAGCAAAAGGGCGAUGAGUUGAUCGCCAAGAAUUUGUACAAGAAUUUUGUGUUACAUUUAAACAAUUUGUGUGAUUUCGGAAUCCUAAACGCCGCGAGUUUUGCCGAAAUCGUUAAAACCUUAAACCAAAAACAAAUGGGUUGUGACCAACAGAGCCGCACUACCGAUGAUGAGAGCCGUGUCGGCGCAGCCGAGGCUAACGUACAGGCAAAGCGAUCUACCAUUCCUUUCAGGUCUAACUCAUCAUCGAUGUCCACAUUUGGCAACAGAAAUGUCCAAAAGAUCACAUUCGGAGCAAUUUUGCCCAAAACUUUAUUAAUCACAUUACAGCGACAAUACUAUAAGCGCCUAUUGGACGCAGUGGAAGGGCUGCUGAAGAAACAUCAGGCGAAGUACAACUUCACUAAUUACUACCAAAUAGCGGAGUCGCAGGUCGUGCUCCUGCCGUUAGCGCCCAGCCCUACGGAGAUCCUGUCAACGGUGUGCAAUCAACUGCUCGUGAAAAACAUCACAACCAUCCUAUAUAUGACAAACUCGGAGAUAUGGGGCAGUAAUGCCGCGUCCGCCCAAUACCUCAUGCAACUGACCGGUUAUAUCGGAAUACCAGUCAUCGCGUGGAACGCCGAUAAUAUAGGCUUAGAUCAGCGAGGAGUGGACUCCCGGAUCCUUCAGUUGGCGCCGUCCGUUGAACACCAGGCGUCGGCGAUGUUGAGUAUUCUUCGCCGGUAUUCGUGGCACGUCUUCUCCAUCGUGACGAGUGAUAUCGGAGGGCACGACCACUUCAUACGCGCCGUCAGGGAUAAGGUGCUGUCGAUAGACGACUUUCGGUUCAAUAUUCUGGACAUUUAUAUCAUCAAAAAGAACAACAAAGAGGAGAUCAUGGAAGAGCUACUGGCGCUGUCGGUGAGUGAGGCCCGGGUCCUACUACUGUACUCCACCAAAGAGGAGGCCUUUGAGAUUAUGGCGGCCGCCGAGGAGCUCAAGAUGACGGGCAAGAACUACAUGUGGAUCGUCACACAAAGCGUGUUGGGAGGCGGUGAUAAGGCACCGGGAUCAUUCCCGCCGGGAAUGUUAGGCGUUCAUUUCAAUACAACACACCAGAGAUUGUUGGAUGAGAUGGAGAGAGCGGUCACUAUCUUUGGACACGGAUUAGAGCUGUUUGUGAACGACCAGAAGAAUCUCAAUCUCAGUCUAUCGCCAAACCUGAGCUGCCAUGGAUCAGCUGAAACGAGAUGGAGUCGCGGAGACAUAUUCUUCAAUUAUUUGCGAAACAUAAGCGUUAAGACAAAGCACGACAGGUUUAACCUAGAAUUCAAUGCCGACGGAACUCUCAAAUAUGUUGAGCUCGAUAUCAUGAACCUAAACAACAUCGGGAUAUGGGAUAAGUUCAGUCUGAAAGUGAGUUUCCUGGAGGAGCCGCCGUUUAUAAACUCCGUGCCCCCUAAUAACGAGACGGGCGAGUGUGAGGUGAGUCGCGCCGUACGCUGUAAGAUAACAGAGCCGCCGAGCCUCGGUGGUAACAAGAGUUCAUCGGCGAGUCGUGUCCGGUAUAGUUGUUGCGCCGGAUUUUGUAUCGAUUUGUUGCAAAAAUUUGCCGACGAUUUGAAGUUCACGUAUGAGUUGAAUCGUGUGGAGGACGGCGCGUGGGGUGUACUCAUCAACGGCUCGUGGAAUGGCCUGAUAGCGGACCUACUGAAUCACAGGGCAGAUAUCGUGGUGACGUCCAUCAAAAUAAACUCCGAUCGCCAGAAGUACGUGGAUUUCACGGUCCCUUUCCUGGAGACGGGCAUCGCUAUAGUGGUGGCCAAACGAACCGGAAUCAUAUCUCCGAAAGCGUUUCUCGAGCCGUUUGACACCAUCUCAUGGAUAAUGAUUUUGCUGAUCAGUAUUCAAGUGUCGGCGUUCGCUAUAUUCCUAUUUGAAUGGCUGAGUCCAUCGGGUUAUGAUAUGAAUCUCGUCCCCCCGAGAGACCAUAAAUUCUCAUUAUUCCGGACCUAUUGGUUGGUUUGGGCCAUACUUUUUGGUGCAGCCGUUCACGUAGACUGUCCUAAAGGAUAUACAGCCAGAUUUAUGGCCAACACGUGGGCCACGUUUGCGGUCGUAUUUCUGGCCAUAUAUACGGCUAAUUUGGCGGCGUUUAUGAUAACACGGGAAGAGUAUCACGACUUCACAGGUCUGGAGGACCGGAAGCUCCAGAACCCGCGACUCCACGACCCGCCCCUCAGGUUCGGGACCCUUCCGUACGGCAAUACGGAAGCGGUGCUCAAGCAAAACAAGCCUAAAAUGCACGCAUACAUGAAGCCAUACAACAAGACGUCGCCCAUUAUAGGCGUUCAGGCCGUAAAGAAGGGAGAACUCGACGCUUUCAUAUACGAUGCCGUAGUGUUGGAUCAUUUAGUCGGGGAUGACAGUGAUUGUGGACUGUUAACUGUCGGGAGCUGGUAUGCCAUGACUGGCUAUGGCUUCUCGUUGCCAAAGAACUCCAAAUAUCUCGAGAGGUUUAACAAAAAGAUGAUUGAAUACAGGGAAUCAGGUGAUUUGGAAAGACUUCGCAGAUUCUGGUUUCAGGGCGCCUGUAAAUCACAGAAAAAUAAACGCAAUAUUAGUAAACCGUUGGAUAUAAACCAAUUUAUGAGCGCUUUUCUGUUGCUCGGCUGCGGUAUACUAUUGACGGUAGUGUUGCUGGCGUUAGAGCACCUGUACUUUAGGUAUUGCCGGCAGCACCUGGCCAAGACUGAUAGGGAUGGCUGCUUCACGCUUGUCAGCCUGAGUAUGGCCCGGUCGCUGAAGUUUCCUCAAAACGAUGGCAGAUAUACGUACCGCCACUGCAAUGAUCCCAUUUGUGACACGAAACGUCGGCUGACACUACAGGAACUGGAUGUUACGAAAUCUAAGUUAAGACAACUUCAAAGUGAAUCCACCUCUUCUGAUAUGGGGCCCCAGAAUAAGCACUAUUUGCACAUUAAUAGUGUGGCAAAUGAGUCCUACUCUAAGGCCAGGGAUAUGACCCGAACUGUGUUGACGACCAACGAUCCGACCAUUUAUGGGCCGAAGAAGUCGAAAGCGGUCGCCGUAUCCGAGUUCGAGACCAACUGUUUUGGUCCGGAAGUCAAUGAAAUAGUUUCGGCAAUAUUUCACUCAAUUGUCUUCUAUAGGUGUUAUGGAAAGUUUCACUACAAACACGAGGACUCGUAUUCAAUCGGGACUCUCGGCUACGAAGAGAUUGCCUGUGAUUUCAUAGACUUUACUUAUUUUCACUACAAACACGAGGACUCGUAUUCAAUCGGGACUCUCGGCUACGAAGAGAUUGCCUGUGAUUUCAUAGACUUUACUUAUGUCAGAAUAUCAUCACCACAACUGAUCGCAACCAUAAACAAAGAGAUAAAAGAGUUUGUCGAUAAACUGAGACAAGAGAACAGUCACACGACUACCGGUGCCAUCAGUUUGGAGUUCUACUCGCGUCGGAGGGGUCGUUGGCCUUUCAAUGACGCGCCGCUUGUGUGGGAGAUAUGGACCGUCAAAGUGAACUGUGAUAGGGAUAGAGGUAUAUGCGUGAGAGUGGGGGAUGAGUGGGGGAAAGGGAUGGCGAACUGCCACUGGAGUCUCACUUUAGCUCCGCGACUCGUAUCUCGUCAAAGCAAUGAAAGUCAACAAAAGGGUCGAAUCGAGGAGUUAUUAUUGGAGAAAUUGGUGACAAUCGUGCAGAUAAUGAAUAGCAGUAAAAGCUAUUUACCGCAAAUGCCUAAUCAACAGCACUCGGACACCAUAUUCGAGACCAAUUACACCGACGUUCAGCCCUAUAUAUUCAAGAUAUCUCAUUCAGUGGGCGCCGCAGCUAACACACCAAUGAUGGCAACUCAAGGCACGGGCGAUGGGAGCGCUAUCAAGAAGUUCUUUAGGGAAACGCUAGCCCUUUGAGAAACACGAGUACUCCCUAAACACUUGAAUUGAUUUGAAUGCACACCCGAUGUCACACUUUGUUGACUAAUUAAUAUUUUAUUGUAUUUCGAGAGAUAAUUCAAAUUAAAGAAAAUUCAAUUUAUAGAAUAUUUAAUA